AUGGAUUACAUGAAGAAGGCCAUAUGGGGCCCAGAUCCAAAAGAACAACAUCGUAAAAUUAAAUCGAUAUUAAGGAAAAAUGGUAGAGAAAUUGAUAAAUCACUCAGAGAAUUAAGUGGAUUACAAAUUAAAACUAAAACUUUGAUUAAGCAAUCAGCCAAGAAAAAUGAUUUAAAGAGUUGUCAGAUAUAUGGUAAGGAAUUAUAUCGUAUAAAUAAACAAUAUAAUCGAAUGUACACCUCUAAGGCGCAGUUAGAUUCAGUUCAAAUGAAAAUUGAAGAAGCUUAUAAAAUAAGGCAAUUAACUAAUCAAAUGGGACAAAGCGCGGAUAUUAUGAGAGAAGUAAAUUUAUUGGUUCAUUUACCACAAUUACAACAUACUAUGAUUGAAUUAGAGAAGGAACUGAUGAAGAGUGGGUUGAUUAGUGAAAUGAUUGAUGAUACAAUGGAAAAUAUUGGCGAACAGGAUGAAGAAAUGGAGGAAGAAGUCGAAAAAGAAGUUAAUAAGAUUAUUAGUGAAUACACUAAUGAGAAGUUUAAUAAAGUUGAGAAUGUUCCAAAUAAUAAGAUUGAUGUAGAGCCAGUCAAGAUGGAGGAAGAAAAUGAAGUUCCUGAAGAUAAAAUUGAUGAAGAGGCAGAUAAUAUGUUAAAUGAAAUGCGUGAAAGAUUAAAAGCAUUACAAUGA
Henningerozyma blattae CBS 6284 is the source of this 684-nucleotide messenger RNA. RefSeq names its product ESCRT-III subunit protein VPS24 (gene VPS24). Lineage: Eukaryota; Fungi; Ascomycota; Saccharomycetes; Saccharomycetales; Saccharomycetaceae. The coding region runs from base 1 to 684 and encodes 227 amino acids. The record is from RefSeq and is a predicted model, not a curated record. Gene Ontology annotation, cellular component: multivesicular body; ESCRT III complex. Gene Ontology annotation, biological process: late endosome to vacuole transport; endosome transport via multivesicular body sorting pathway; protein transport. The transcript has a single exon.